Molecule: messenger RNA, 2190 nt
Organism: Dufourea novaeangliae
Lineage: Eukaryota; Metazoa; Arthropoda; Insecta; Hymenoptera; Halictidae
Product: SH3 domain-binding protein 5 homolog
Exons: 7
Coding region: 265-2190 (641 amino acids)
Biological process (GO): negative regulation of protein tyrosine kinase activity; intracellular signal transduction
Cellular component (GO): cytoplasm
Molecular function (GO): protein kinase inhibitor activity
Source: RefSeq, a predicted model, not a curated record
CAGGUGGGGCGAUGUUACUAUACAUUAUCCAUCCUACUAAGGCAACAAGAAUUUAGUAUUGUAGUGUCCGCAAGUGUCGACGCCAAUGUUACGCGUAAUUGUUUGUCAUCAUACGUUUUCGAAAUGUAAACGAUAGUGAAUAAUUUUAUGCGGUAAGAGUUAUACAUUUCUCAUGAUUUGAACGGUGGCACACACAUGUAAUCUAACAAUGGAUUGACGUUCGUGAUUAUACGUCAAGUUCAAUUAAAUGUCAGACAUUAAAGCAUGGAUGUUACGGACAACGCCGAUGGAUCUUUAGAUCCUCGCAUACAGAUUGAACUUGAAAAUCUGAACGAUGCAACAGAUGACAUAAAUAAACUUGAAACUGAAUUAGAUGAAGCUCAUACUGCUUUUAGACAAUUAUUAUCUGAGACUACAAAGAGAUUAAAGGAAAUUUUAAACAAAGUAGGAAACAGUUGCGUUGAGAAAGCUAGAUGUUAUUAUGAUGCACUUGAAGUAAUGCGUAAAGCUCAGAUACAAUGUCAACAACAAGCUCAAUUAUUUCAACGAGCGAGCGAAAUUCAUGCAGCAGCAAAGGAAACUGUAGCUUUAGCUGAAAGCAGAUUUAUGUCGCAUCAACAUGAAUGGAACUUUGAUCAGGCGUGGCAGGAUAUGUUGAACCAUGCAACUAUUAAAGUAAUGGAUGCAGAGAAUCAGAAAGCAGAGUGUGGUAGAGAGCACUAUAGACGAGCAGUACUGUUUCACGAUGCUGAAAAACGAUUAUUAGAAUUAGAAGAAAAGUAUCGUCGUUCUAUAAUAAAAGCACGUCCAUACUUUGAAGUUAAAGCUCAAUGUGAUCAAAUGCUAGCAACACAAAAAGAAAGAGUCGAAUGUUUGCAAAAAACAAUACAAGUUGCAAAAACCAAUUACGCCGCGAGUCUUCGUAGAUUAGAAGAAAUUAGUAAUCAAAUACACCAACAACGGCGAGAUAAUGACUUCAUAGCCAAUGGUCCUCGAGAGCCAGGUGUCGGUGCAGAAUUAGUUAGUCCACAGAAAACCUUAAAUUACGAUUUAGAAGUUAAUCAGUUAAAUGACAAUAGAAUAAAGGAUACUACAAAUAAUCAGCUUAAUACAUGUGAUAAAAUCGAAGAAUAUGAGAACGCCUGUCAAUUACAAGAAGAUAACGAACAUCUCGGGAAAAGAUCGGUUGAUGGAAGUGAAGCAAUAUCUUCUCAGUGGGAGUUAGAACUGCAGGCUAACAUGGAGAAUAUGAGCAAUUUAUCUCUUGAAAGUUCCGUACACGAUCUUGACAGUAAGAAUUUGCGAUUUUAUAAUGGGGAAAGUACAAAAUCAAGCAACUUUAUGCCAGAAUUAAGUCGAAAUUUCUUGCAGACUAAAGAAUUUUCUAUGCAUAGUUUAAAUCAGUUUCAGAAGUUAUUAAAGAAUCUGCAGACUUUUAAAAAUCCACUGACAAAUCUGUCUUUAACGACAUCCGUGGAAGGAUCAAACGCAGGAAAGGAUCAAACUUCUGAUUCUCUAGUAUUAAACAAAUGUAAAAUUAAUUUUAAAAAUAGUGUAUCAAAGUCGUUAAGUAAUAGUCCAGCAAAAAUGAAUCUAGGUAGUUUAGGGUUGAUGUCCUUUGGAAACGUGGAGAGUACAACAAAGUAUGUGCCAAAUAAAGAUUCUAAAUUUGGCCUUAAUAGUAACAAAUCGCAAAGCAAUAGCGAUAUUAAUUUACCUUCGAAUCUGGAGUUGAGUUCCAUAGGAAUGGAAACUCAUAAGAAUGACCUACGUACCGAAAAAAAUUUGUAUGAUGUACAAUUAAAUACUCAUAAUAAGACAAACUCACAGUUAAAGGAAGAGAUAGUACCAGUAAAAAAGUGGUGUAAAUCUAAUUCUUCGCAAUUUUUAUCUCAUAGUGCCAGUUUAUCCCCAAUAAAAUUAAAAGAAGUAAUAAAUAAUUCUCAUAAUUAUUGUACUAUUAAAAAGGUAACAGAAAAAACAUCAAACGUUAAGGAACUACCAUUGCUAUCGUUGCUUGAGAAGAAACAUUUCUUGACAGAUGGUAAAGGGAAAAGUUUUAGUAUGAUUAAUUUAAAUGAUAAGCACAACUUUAUGUCAUUAGAUGAUUUACGUUUAAGUAAUGCAAAAACUAUUAGUACAAAGACAUUGGAAAACUUGAAGGAUAAUUUGUGUUCUGAAAUUCCUUAA